AUGGAACCCGGCUCGGUCUCAUUGCGCGCUGGGCAGUGUUUCUCCCGAUGGUCCCUGCCUUUUCCCAAAGGUGGGAAGAACUUGUCGGACCACCGGAAGUUGUUAUUCGCGCUAUGCCGUUUUAAUCUCAUGGGUUCCCGAUGGGGAGAUUUUGCCGGUGGUGGUUGCGGUAGUAAAAAAGUCUCCAGUCCCAGUCCAUCUGCUGCAGUGAACCAAAAUAAAGAGGAAAAGAAAAAAGAAAAUGAGGCUGUGAACCGACCUCAGAAUGAGCUACAGUGUGAGCCAAGCUUCAUAGAAGACAGACUGAAGCUUUACAGAGCACUGAAAAAAGAACAUGAUGCUUUGCUAGCUUACAGAGCAGCCAACCAGAGCAAACCUAUCAAAAUUACUCUGCAAGAUGGAAAGAUGGCUGAAGGGGAAUCUUGGAAAACCACGCCUUAUCAAUUAGCUGUAGGAAUUAGUCAAGUAUUGGCUUCAAAUGCAGUCAUAGCCAAAGUGAAUGGCGAGUUGUGGGACCUGGAUCGCCCGCUGGAAGGAGAUUGUACUCUGGAGCUGCUCAUGUUUGAUAACGAAGAAGCCAAGGCUGUUUAUUGGCAUUCAAGUGCUCAUAUUCUUGGAGAGGCCAUGGAAGGUUAUUUUGGGGGCUGCUUAUGCUAUGGACCACCAAUUGAGAACGGAUUUUAUUAUGACAUGCAUAUCGAAGAUAGAGGUGUAUCUAGUACUGAACUACCACUACUAGAGAACCACUGUAAAAAUAUCAUAAAAGACAAGCAGGCUUUUGAGAGGCUGGAAGUCAAAAAGGAGAUCCUGUUAGACAUGUUUAAGUAUAACAAGUUUAAGUGUCGUAUACUUAAUGAGAAGGUGAAUGCACCAACUACCACAAUAUACAGAUGUGGUCCACUGAUUGAUCUCUGCAGGGGUCCACAUGUGAGACACACGGGAAAAAUUAAGGCACUUAAAAUAUUUAAGAAUUCCUCUACGUAUUGGGAAGGAAAAUCUGAUAUGGAAACCCUGCAGAGAAUAUAUGGGAUAUCCUUUCCUGAUAACAAAAUGAUGAAGGAAUGGGAAAAAUUCCAGGAAGAAGCCAGAAACCGGGACCAUAGGAAAAUUGGAAAAGAGCAAGAACUUUUCUUCUUCCAUGAUUUGAGUCCUGGAAGCUGCUUUUUCCUCCCCAGAGGUGCCUUUCUUUAUAACACACUCAUGGAUUUCAUACGAGAGCAAUAUCACAGGCGUAAUUUUACUGAAGUUGUAUCUCCAAACGUCUUCAACAGUAAACUCUGGGAAGCUUCAGGACACUGGCAGCACUACAGUGAAAAUAUGUUCUCUUUUGAGAUCGAGAAGGAAACUUUUGCCCUUAAACCGAUGAAUUGUCCAGGACAUUGCUUGAUGUUUGCCCAUCGUCCACGAUCCUGGAGGGAAUUGCCUCUCAGGCUUGCAGACUUUGGAGUUCUUCACCGAAAUGAACUCUCUGGGACUUUAAGUGGCUUGACUCGUGUUAGGCGCUUCCAACAAGAUGAUGCUCACAUCUUUUGCACAAUAGAACAGAUUGAAGAGGAAAUCAAGGGCUGUCUUGAUUUCUUGAAGUCAGUGUAUGCUGUGUUUGGUUUUACCUUUCAACUACAUCUUUCUACAAGACCAGAAAAUUAUCUAGGAGAGUUAGAGAUCUGGGAUCAUGCGGAAAAGCAACUUCAAAACAGCUUGAAUAACUUUGGAGAACAAUGGCAUUUGAAUCCAGGAGAUGGUGCGUUUUAUGGUCCUAAGAUUGAUAUUAAAAUCAAAGAUGCUAUUGGCAGGUACCAUCAGUGUGCUACUAUCCAACUUGACUUCCAGCUACCCAUUCGAUUUAAUCUUACCUAUGUUGGUAAGGAUGGCGAUGAUAAGAAAAGGCCCGUGAUUAUUCACAGAGCUGUUUUGGGGUCUGUGGAGAGAAUGAUAGCUAUUCUAGCAGAAAACUACGGAGGAAAAUGGCCCUUCUGGCUGUCUCCACGGCAAGUGAUGGUUGUGCCGGUGGGACCCACUUCAGAAGUGUAUGCCCAGCAGGUUUGCCGCAAAUUUUUUGAAGCAGGAUUUAUGGCAGAUGUGGAUCUAGAUCCAAGUUGCACAUUAAACAAGAAAAUUAGAAAUGCACAGCUGGCCCAGUAUAACUUUAUCUUAGUGGUUGGAGAAAAAGAGAAAGCAAAUAGCGCUGUCAACGUGCGAACAAGAGACAACAAAGUUCAUGGAGAGAUUUGUGUAUCUUCUGCUCUUGAAAAGCUCAAGAAAUUGAAGAGUUCAUAUGUUCUAAAUGCAGAAGAAGAAUUCUGAUGUUGCUGUUAGGAAAUAAAAUCAUUAGCUGCCCAUGUGAAAUGGUGUUUUUUUUCCUCCUGUACAGUAGUAAUGCUCAUUUGAGAGAAUAGUUAAUGGAUACACAAAAUAAGCAAAUGUUGCUGUGCUGAUGCUUCACGAAUAGCAUGAGAAGACAGAAUCAACUGCACACUCCUUUGACAACGCAUUUGAUUUUAGUCUGCGCAAGUCCCAGAGUGCUUAUUUAAAACAUCCUUCACUGCUGCUAAAAUAUGUUGGUUUUGCUGGGGAAAUAAAUGGGAGCUGCACGCGGCUCAGGAGCGGGAGGCUGGGACAUGUACUGGCUGUGCUGUGGUUGCCGAGCUGCUGCAGGUACGCAGCAGUUGCAUAGCUCACCUGACGUGGAAUCCAAAGCUUGCCAGUUGG
Merops nubicus (carmine bee-eater) is the source of this 2709-nucleotide messenger RNA. RefSeq names its product threonine--tRNA ligase, cytoplasmic-like. The coding region runs from base 1 to 2304 and encodes 767 amino acids. Gene Ontology annotation, biological process: threonyl-tRNA aminoacylation. The record is from RefSeq and is a predicted model, not a curated record. Gene Ontology annotation, molecular function: threonine-tRNA ligase activity; ATP binding. Gene Ontology annotation, cellular component: cytoplasm. Lineage: Eukaryota; Metazoa; Chordata; Aves; Coraciiformes; Meropidae. The transcript is spliced from 19 exons.